AGAUCAUCCCAAGCCUCGGCCAAAGUGAUAAGAGCACGAGUCUUCGUUCACACUCCAUACGGAUACCAAUAACGCAACUUGGGGCGUCUAUAUGUACUCGUGCAGGGACAUACUGAAGCCAGCCAAAACGGAUCUACACCAACUUGCACAAGCUUACGCAUUCCUCGGAUUCAAAUCCCAGACAUGCACGCCAACUGCGUCACCCAUCAUUGUCAUUGAAGCACCGAAAAUAUGGGCGGUGCCGCAAAUGAUACAAGCAGUGUCCGUAACUACCUCUCCAAGGGCUAGAUGGAUGUCUGGGGUGCGACUUGAGACCUCAUCACAACUGAAGAAGGUGCUCUGGCAGCAUUCUCGAGACGACCAGGGAGAGCAAGGCCGGAAAGUCACUUAGCGAUCCUAUUUCAACACCCAGUCAACACUUUGUCAACCCUUGGUGGUGAUGCGCUGCUGUAGUCCUCGGGCGUCAUGGCUUGCGCGCAGUGAGUCAAGGGGAGCGCCGUAGACCUUUGCUUUCUUCUUUUCCAAGACUUCAUUCGGCAGUAUUUCUGCUCUGCGGCCGAAAGACCGAGC
This is a messenger RNA of Parathielavia appendiculata, 570 nucleotides long. RefSeq lists its product as uncharacterized. NCBI's taxonomy places the organism in Eukaryota, Fungi, Ascomycota, Sordariomycetes, Sordariales, Chaetomiaceae. Bases 92 to 391 code for a protein of 99 amino acids. The transcript is spliced from 2 exons. The record is from RefSeq and is a predicted model, not a curated record.